Messenger RNA from Candoia aspera, 4300 nucleotides. RefSeq names its product 5'-nucleotidase domain containing 2 (gene NT5DC2). The record is from RefSeq and is a predicted model, not a curated record. The transcript is spliced from 14 exons. Lineage: Eukaryota; Metazoa; Chordata; Lepidosauria; Squamata; Candoiidae. Gene Ontology annotation, molecular function: 5'-nucleotidase activity. Bases 129 to 1946 code for a protein of 605 amino acids.
GGUCGGACGGCUGAAGAAGUCGGUUGGCGUCCAGUUUCACGGACGAUGGCGUUGAGGGGGUGUGUUGGGAUCUGAGAUGAUGGUCUUGUGAAUUCGUCUCUGGGAAGAGGCGCUCGUCCCGUGAGGCCAUGGCGGCUGCUGGACUCAAGGCUGCGAGCAGCGGCAUGUGGAAGAGCGGCGGCGGCGCCGGCAUCCUUCAACUGAUGGUCCCUGUUUCCAGCCGCAGCAGCUGCUGCUAUUACGCAGGCCGCGACGCUGGAGCGGGUCUUGUGGGAUGCAGGCAGCAGUGGACCCAUCAGCCGCAGUGUGCGGGGCAUUGUCUCCCGCCGCCGGCCUCCCCUUCGAUCGGCGGCAAAGUAAAGAGAACCGCCGAUGCCGGUCCUGCCGUGGCAGCGAUAAUGGCAGCUGCUUCCUUAGGCAGCCACCAAUCCAGCUCCAUCGAAAGGAUCGAUACGAAGUCCUAUCUCUGGGCCAGAUACCACGAGAUGAAGAAGCUGGUUUAUGAUCUCCUUCCACCAGGAGUUUGCAGUCUUCUUAACCCAGCAGCUAUCUAUGCAAAUAAUGAGAUCAGCUUGGGAGAUGUUGAGAUCUAUGGCUUUGAUUAUGAUUACACGUUAGCACAGUAUUCAAACUUACUACAUUCGAUGAUAUUCAACACUGCCAGAGAUAUCCUAAUUGAACAGUAUAAGUACCCAGAGGGACUCAGGAAAUAUGAAUACAUUCCUGGUUUUGCCAUAAGGGGACUUCACUAUGAUGUGCACAAGAGCCUUCUAAUGAAGAUUGAUGCUUUCCACUAUGUUCAGUUGGGUACUGCCUAUCAGGGGCUAAAUCCGGUGCCUGAUGAAGAGGUUAUUGAAAUGUAUGGUGGAACUCAACAUAUCCCAUUAUAUCAGAUGAGUGAUUUUUAUGGCAAGGGUCCAUCAAUUAAACAAUUUAUGGACAUCUUCUCUCUUCCUGAAAUGACCCUACUUUCAUCAGUGACUGACUAUUUCAUGACUCAUAAUAUUGAGUAUGACCAGGUUCAUCUUUUCAAGGACAUAAGCGAUGCCAUUAAAGAUGUCCAUGUGAAAGGAAUGAUGUACAAAUGGAUUGAAAAGGACAUGGAAAAAUAUAUUCUUCAUGGAGAUGAAACGUAUGCUGUCUUAAACAGAUUGGUUAACAACAAUAAAAAACUCUUUCUCAUCACAAACAGUCCUUUCAGUUUUGUUGAUAAAGGGAUGAAAUACAUGGUUGGCAAAAACUGGCAGGACCUUUUUGACAUGGUCAUUGUGCAAGCAGAUAAGCCCAGUUUCUUUACUGAUAAACGAAAACCUUUCAGAAAAAUGGAUGAGGAAGGUUCUCUUCACUGGGACAAAAUAAACAAACUGGAAAAGGGGAAAAUCUAUAAACAGGGCAAUCUGUUUGAUUUUCUGCGGCUAACAGGCUGGCGUGGGUCCAAGGUCCUUUAUUUUGGUGACCAUUUGUACAGUGACCUUGCAGACCUCAUGCUGCGUCAUGGUUGGAGGACAGGUGCCAUUGUUCCAGAGUUAGAAACAGAAAUACGAAUCAUUAAUACAGAACAGUACAUGCACUCUUUGACCUGGCAGCAAGCUCUUACAGGACUUCUGGAGAGAAUGCAGAUGUAUCAAGAUGCAGAAUCUAAGCAAGUGCUUCUGGAGUGGAUGAAAGAGCGACAGGAAAUUAGGUCACUUACAAAGAACCUGUUUAACCCCCAGUUUGGUAGCAUCUUUCGAACCUUCCACAAUCCAACCUACUUUUCUCGAAGACUGAUUCGUUUUUCUGAUAUUUACAUGGCGUCCAUCAGUUGCCUACUGAAUUAUGAUGUGAAUUUUACCUUUUAUCCUCGCCGAACGCCUCUUCAGCACGAAGCUCCCCUCUGGAUGGAUCAGCUCUGCACAGGUUGCAUGAAGACUCCAUUCUUAGAAGAAAUGGUGCAUAUUCGAUAAAAGGGAUCACGAUAUGCAUAGUAAAAUCACAGCUUUGUUUUUGAAGGGGCCUGCUGCUACCAUGUGACUAUUGCUGUACUUCUCUUCUCAGAACUUCCUAAUAGAAAGGUACCUCAGAUAAAUGAAUGGAAAGGUGGCACAAAUUUUAUAUCUGAAAUCCUGAUGGUAAAAUAUGCGAACCAUACUUGAUCAUUCUCUAAGAAUAAGUUUUAAAUUUUGUGUCUGUAAGUUCCUCCUGUGUACAGAUUCUGCCUUUAAACUCUAGUCUGCAGCUCCUAGGAAACAUGAGGAGCAGCAACUAAUAUUUUAAGAAUUUGGAUGUGCUACACUGCUGUCUUUAUCUGUUCAGAAGGGUUUUACAUUUAGAUGAACUUUAGUUGAGCUAUAGUAAUACUGGCAGAGAGGUUAUAAAUAUAUAUAUAAAUAUAUCCUCUUUAGAACAGCACACACUCAAAAUUCAGCUUCCUUGCUACAUCAGCUGUACAGUACAGGAGAUGGAAAUUUAAAUAGUUCCUAUUCAUUUCACCAAUCAGUUCACAUUCAAUUACAAAUUUCAAGAUACUAACUGAUGUAUUUCUGAAGAACUGCAUGAUACAGUACUAUAUAAAAUGGAUAUGCCAUUAAACCACACUCAUUCAUAUGUGAAGUGACCUCACUUGGAUUUACUAUAUGGUAAUAACAGCAGUUGAUAUGACAUUAAGUAUGUAAUGGCUCAUUUACAAAUUCAAGCCAUCAUUUGAUGCUGAAUUUAUCAGACAAUGUAUAUGUUAAAUCGGCCCUACUUAAUAUACAAAAAAGCAGUUUUUCAUGUAUAUGAAUAAGUUAUCUUUAGUUAAAUAACCAAUUUCUUAAGAUGCUAAUUUACCAACUGCAUUUAUAUUAAGAAUUUUUAGACAUCUAAGCACAAAUAGUUGUUACAGAUUAACCUACAUAUGAAUUGUCCUCUAAAUACUGUAUGCAUGACUAGGAUAAUAAAAGAUUAAAAUAGUGAUUGCUAGAGCCAUUACCCAACCUUCUUGUAAUGGAAAGGAUUUUUCUCCUAUCACAUGCAGCCUGCAUAUCUAAGUAAGAGGUAAAACUGCCAUUAGAAGACAAGUCAGAGGCUUUAGCUAGUACAAAAUUAGCAGUCUCUUAGGAAUGGUAAAUCAUCAAAACUACAUUAUUCUGUGCACCAGAAUUUGCAUGGACUUACUCUGACCUUCUGAACUUAGUUCAGCAAUGCUCUUUUUUUAACCCAUAAAUGGCUUACAUCUUAGAUCUCAGUGUCGUGGGCUAUUCUAUUUUUUCUGCAUUUGAUCGUGAACUAUUGCCAAUCAGGACCAUCACUGAAUCACAGUCAGACAUCAGUACAUAUUAAGUAUGGAAUGUCCUUCUGUUGGAGACUCUCAUUUAAAGCUGGCUUUAUGAACUUUUGUUUUGGGUUGGUUUUUGUUUGUUAGGUUCUAUAAUGCUGCUGAAAUGCAGGUUAUACCUAUAAAUAAUGAACACUGACUGAAGCUACUCAGAUUGUUGUUAGAACUAUUUAGAUUCCCACUAAAGACAGCUUUCAAGGAAUUGAAGAAAGCUUGAAUGUUCUAACAAGAUACCAAAGAAGUCUUUCUGAGUAGUUACUAUGUUUGUAGUUUGUGAUUUCAUGCUAGGGUCACAUUGUGUGGUCUCCUGGAUGCUAGAUGAUUACAAACAGGAAACCAGAUUUUGUGUACUGUACUCUUUCACAGUAUUUUUUUUCAAGUUCUGCCUAUUUGUCAAAGUUCUGAAGCAUUAUCUAAUAAAUGAGCUCAUACCCAAUUGAAAAAACACUGUAUUUUAGGAGUAAUAACAUUUAUGUUAGGGCUGUGCAGUACUUCAGGUUCAAUUUGGAAGAGGUGCUUCAGCACAUGUGGGAACACCAAUGCAAUUCCUGUGCACAACUUAUUAAAGCAGCCACGCCUGUUUCCAGGACUGCCAUGUCAUUAUCACCAUUAGAUUGAGGAAGUUUAGAUGAAACAAACAAAAAUCUUUGUCAUUCCUGUCCUGGUGAAUACAUACCUCUGAAAAGUUUAACUUUUAUUGUUUAAUGAUGACUAAGACUGCAUUACCUUGUAGCACGUGGAUCAUGUUAAGACUGACAGAUUAUUCAUCUAAGAAUGCUAAUGGUUAUUUGUGUUGGAGCUACUCAUCCCUUUUCUCUUCAACUUUCCUCUUCUACCCACCCCUCAAACCAACUUGGAGAUCUCUGUGGGGAAAACUGACCCCUGGGGUUUAUUUUUACAAACCUUUGGAAUCUCUCACUGACCAUUAUUGCUAAAAAUUGAAGUCAUCGUUUCCUGUUGUUUUGAUUUAGGAAUCAGAUUAAAAUUGCAAGGAAGCAGUUU